Clunio marinus is the source of this 1194-nucleotide messenger RNA. The record is from the annotation of a GenBank genome assembly. NCBI's taxonomy places the organism in Eukaryota, Metazoa, Arthropoda, Insecta, Diptera, Chironomidae.
AAUGAAAUUCAAUAACAAACACGCAAACCAAAAAAAUUUUACUUAAGCGUCAAGAUUCUGCUAUGGCGUGUCGAUUUUGCUAUUCAUUUACAUCGCUAAUAAAUAAAAGCAUUUAUGAUGGAAACGUAUUAAAAUUUUUAGAGAUCGUUCCUUCCAUUUCAAUUUUAAGCGAUGUCUCUGCUCCUAAAGGAAUAUGCAACUUUUGUUAUACCAAGGCAAAAAUCUGCAUAGAUUUUGUAUCGAAAAUUCUAGAAGCUCAAAAACUUUUCAUCGAAAAUGGAAACAUAAACAACCAAACCGAUGAAUUCAACAACAGAAUUAUUCAAAAUUUUCAACAAGCAAACGAAAUUGUGAUUAAGAAAGUGAGUUCAUUUACAAGUGAGGAUGAUUCUGUUGAUUGUUUGGAAGAGUUUUUGGACCCUGACAUGGAUGAAUCAACGAAUGGUGAUGAGAUUUUUGAUGAAGAUGAAGAACCUGAAGAUUACAUUCCAAAUCACAAACCGAAGCAAAAACAUCAAAAACAAAUGGCAACAAAAAUUAUGUUUACUUGUUCCAAUUGCAAAUCAACUUUUGCUAACAUUGAUCUUCUUUCUGCACAUAUGAUAUCGCGAAUAUGUUUUAAUGAUAUCAUACAAUGUGAAGAAUGCUCAGAGACUUUUGGAACCAAAAACCAAUUGUAUCACCACAAGCAAAAACACAAAUUAAAAGAAAUUAAUGAAACAUCGAUUUGUGAUAUUUGUUCUGAAGAAUUCAAAUCCAGAUAUGCCUUAGAUGUACAUAUAGAAUCAAAUCAUCGACGAAUAGUUAGACAAGGCUGCAUUUUCCGUUGCUACAGUUGUCAUGACACGUUUGAAUCAUAUUUAGACUUAUUUGAGCAUGUACAACAACAUAAGAAAGAGAAAAACGAGAAUCCAAGACUUUGUGAAAUUUGCGCAAAAGUUUGCACGAACUUGAAAACUUAUUUGAAGCAUAAGUCAACUCACAACCCACGUAAAUUUCCUUAUGUAUGUAAAACUUGUUCGAAGAGUUUUACAGCAUUCUUCAAGCUUACACAACACAUGCACAUCCAUACAGGAAUAAAAGGAUUCAAAUGCGAUCUAUGCGGUGUUCCUUAUGCAAAGCGCGAUUCAUUGAGACUUCAUAUGAUCAAACUACACAUAAAUAAAAUGGCUUCAAAGUGAUAAAUAAUCCAAA